Molecule: messenger RNA, 4503 nt
Organism: Sander lucioperca (pikeperch)
Lineage: Eukaryota; Metazoa; Chordata; Actinopteri; Perciformes; Percidae
Gene: hps3
Product: HPS3 biogenesis of lysosomal organelles complex 2 subunit 1
Exons: 25
Coding region: 394-3633 (1079 amino acids)
Biological process (GO): organelle organization
Cellular component (GO): cytoplasm
Source: RefSeq, a predicted model, not a curated record
ACAAAAAUAAUAAUAAUAAAAAAACAUAACAGAGUCAGAUCCACCCUUUAGAUUAUGUCAGCUCGGUAGCCAAUGAGAACGUCAAACGCAAUACAAGCAGGAUUGUAAACCAAUGAAAAUCGAGAGUGGGCGGGUGCUUUGUUGUUGUGGUUGACGAUUCACUUCCUGCUUUACCUUAUAGCGUGAAAUAAACUGCGGCAGUUAAAGGAGAGAAGAAACAGAAGACCUGGCAGCGAAGUAGGUGUCCUGUUGGAUGAGACCUUCAACACACCCAGACAAAGUGGAGUUUAUAGAUUUCUCUGCCUUCAAAAAAAAAAAAGAAGAGAGAAAGCAGCAGUAAACCAUUUAAUUUCCACCCUGGACCGAAUCCUCUCUCCAAGAGGUGUACCAAACAUGGUGCAUGUCUACAACUGCCAUCCUUUCGCCUCACAGCAGAUAGUACAGGUGGAGCAGGAGCCUGGACUGGUCUGCUGUGGAGGUGGAGUCUUGUUCGUGGUGGCUGCUGGUGGAUGCAAGGUGGAGGCCUACAGUGUGGAGCAAGAGGGCUGCCCUUUCAUCUGUCGCUUUUCCACCAUGGGCACUGUGAAGAGCAUCCAGCACAGCAAGAUUGGAGAUUACCUGGUGACCAUAGAGGAAAAGAACAGCGCCACCUACCUGAGAGCCUACACCAACUGGCGCUACCAGGCGGAGGGGAAGGCUCGUGUCGGGGUGCGUUUGUUGGGCCACUUGCUGCGUGGGGUGUCUGUGCAGAGCGGAGUGCAGAUGGAGAUCAUUGAGAUCCCUCUGUCCGAGCGUCCUGUUGCUAUGGCGUGUUGCUCAGUAACAGGAGACCUUCUGGUCGGUUGCGAGAACACUCUGGUUCUGUUUGCUUUGAGGAGACAGAACCAGCAGAGCCUGAAUCAGAGUCAGCAGAUCCCUCAGAGCACCUGGCCAAACUCUCAGCAGAGCUCCAGUCAGAGUCAAGGUCAGACCUUAAGUUCAAACCAAAAUGGCCUGGAUUUUGAACGCUCAGUUGUCCUGCAUCUUCAAAAGCUCAAGCCUAAAAAGGUGGCGCUGUGUGGAGGGUAUGUGGCGGUGCAUGCGGAGCUGGAGGUGCUGGUUUUUAAACUGGAUUCAUCCUGUGAACAGAAUACCUUGGACGAAUCAUCAGACACAAAGAAAAUAGAUCAUCUGGAAGACCAGGCUGACUUUCUGGUUCUUCAGAGACACCAGGAGUUGCUCGGUGAUCGAGCUAAAGACUGUGACAUCCCUGUUAGCAUUGAAAAGACUGGGCUGGAGGACAGCACAGGGCAAUACACGCUGUCAUAUGUUCUCUUCAGGCGUUUUACUCCAGAUUUCUUCCAGGACUGCAAUGUGGAGGAGACUCAACUCCACUCCCUACAGCUCUACCCGCUAUUCACCAGUAACCAGUCAGUGUCUCUGGUAGAACCAACAUGUGUGUUCUGCUUCUUCUCUCUCCCCACCGCUGGCUACCUGUACAGUCUGAAGGGUGGCGUUGAGCUUCUCUCAGCCUAUCAGUAUCCAGAGAAGGUCCUGGAGGCGGUGCUAACAGACCACCUGUUGCACGUCAUAACAAAGAAUGCAUUGCAGUGUUUCACAGUGCGCUGUUCAGCAGUAGCAGCCAGGAUUAAAGACCCCUACAUCGAUACCACCAUCAAGGCCUGUCCACCCUGCAGCAUGGAGGUGUGCGCGCUCAGGAUGCAGCUGUUUAUCGGUCUGCGCUCAGUGUGUGUCUACGGCCGCCAUGUUAUCCUGCUCUCCACUGCCGACACAGAGACACCAGAAGAACCCGAACGCACCACACAUCGCAGAGGCCUUGAGUUGAAAGAACACGCCUUGCUGACUGGUAUUUUCCUGGCGGUGGGAAUCGAUCCCGCAACCACGCCGGCUCUGGAGAGCCUUCUAUCACGCCCCUUUCUGAGCAGGAAGUGGACAAUCUCUUCUCCCAAAGAAACCAGCUCAGCAGGACACGGAUGGAACCUCUAUGUGGUCGACACCGUCUCCCCCCUCACUCUUUACCAAGAGAUGGUUGAAUACAGCCAGCGGUAUGUGGAGACCAACCCGCAGGCCCAAAGCCUUCGGCACCUCCUCAGUGAAGCUCACCUCCUCCUCCGCGCCUCCUUACUCCAAACACCAGAGCAGCAAGGAAACAUUGAGGGUCAUCCCGCUAUGUCUCUGCAGACAGAUACAGGUGGACCAGCUGAGAAACAGACAGCUGUACAGACAGACAUUCAGGAACUGGAGGAGGCACUGAGGCAGAACUGUGCACAGCUGGGAGACUGUUUUAGCAGGGGCAGUCAGAAGGACUGCCACCUGGCUCUGCCAUACUACCGGAUGUCUGGUCUGUCAGUCACAGACAUCAUAGCCAGGAACCACCCGCUUCCCAGCAGCCCUCACUCUUACGGCCCUGGCUUCCUGUUCUACCUGAAGCAUUACCUGUUAGAAGAAACAGAGCAGAUUCUCAGUCAGGAAGCAGCUGAUGAGGUCAUAGACAUUUUCAGCCAAUCGGAGCCCUCACAGCUUGUCAGUGUGUGUGCCAGCCCGCCCAUGAUAAACAUCAGUCCUGCCCAGACGCUGCAAGUCUUAAAACAUCUGGAGGCCACAGCUGGCGUGUCGGUUCCUCUGACAAUCACCAUGGCAACCAUGAUGCUGCGUUUGGAUGACCUGCCACAGUAUAGACAGCUGAUGGAAAGACACGCUGAGAUGCUGCUGGUGUACGGGUUCAUCGAGGAGCCGAGGCUGUUGCUGCACGGCGGAGGUGGAGGCCAGCGCACACAAAUCCGUUCCACAGCAUUGACUCGCCAGUUGGCAAAGUCCCAACCAGGACUGCUAGUGGCUGCCAUGGUGGCUUUACAUGAAAACAACAAAGUCCAGCUGGAACAGGCUGGUCACAUAUUUAAGGAGCUGGGAUGUGAGAAUUGCUUACAGGUGGAUUUCUGGGAGGCGAUGCUCAUGGCCUCCUCACAGGAAGCUGUCAUCCAGGAACUUCUGUUCCGACUGGCGUCCGUCUACAUCGACCGAUUGACAAACACAACGUCGGAUACACACCCCAACGAACCACACGCACCUUCGAGACGCAGGCCGCUGAAGAGUGCAGACGAUCUGAUGAACUCAUGCUCCCAUUACGGUGCUCUGUACCCAUGGCUCACUGUUCUCAAUCCAGCUCAAACUACCAGCUCCCAACACCAGGAGGCGCUAUACAAACUGCAGUCUCUCCUGUGUGGUCCGUCCCUGUCCGUGGGCUCCGUCGUGCCUCUGAUGGAGCGUCUGUCAGAGGAAUCCCUAUGGGGCUUCAGCCUGCACCUCCUCUGCACAACCAGAAGGGGGCAGUACGACAGCAGCAUUGAAAAGCUGCUGGACCGAUGUCCUCAGGCCAUCAUAGCCUACGCCAACCACCAGUUACAAGACAAACACAUGGUGUUAUGGUGGCAGAAGCUGCUCCCAGAGCUUUGUAACAGGACGAGAGCUGCCACAGACAACAGCAUCCUAUUGGCUGCUCUUAAAGAGACGCUAGUUGUGGUUGCCAUGGAGACGAGCCCCACAGAGUUCCUGGAACUGAUGCCUGACGACGGCACGGCAUUCUACUUCUUGCCUCACCUCUUGACUUGUAGCCAGCAUCACCUGCUAGCAUGACUGACACACACACAGACAGACAGACGGUCAGACAGACAGACAGAGACACACACACACACACACACACACACACACACACACACACACACUGCAGGCCCUUAGCAGUGGUGUUUAAGGAUUAUUCAACCAUGGCAACACUGAAAACAUAAUCUGUAAUCUCUAUGCUUUGACCAGCACUUUGUUUGUCCUCAACAGACAAUCAUGUACAGGUUUUAAUACUUGACCAACUUUUGAGUAUUAAGCAAUUAAAUUGAACAUUUAAUCAGUCGCUUGGGUGACGUAUGCUCUGUGUUUUUAGAUGACUUAGAUAUAGAGAAAUAGAGAAUAUAAUUUGCAGGAUACACAGAACAGACUACAGUAUAUACAGUAGAGCAGGUCAUGCAAACAGAUAUGAAUCAAAAAUAGUUUUUCGGUUUCCCUGCAAAUUCAUGUUUGUAUGUGGAUAUUGCUUUGUAAUUCUGACUGUGUUCCCCAUUAAUAUUGUGAUGUGUUGUCGUUUUUGUAACAUUUUAAUGUCUAGCUUCAAUGAGAAUUUAUUUUUUAUGUAUUACCGUUUGUAGUCCUGAAACUAGUCCUGUAAUUCAUCAGAUAGGCAGUAAGUUUAAAGCACUUUAGAGCUAUGGGAUCCAUUACCAGAUAAUUUAUAUUGCCACAACCAUGUCAUAUGAGAUCGUUGUCAAUAAGCCAGAAAAAUGUCCUUGGUUGUCACUCAUGCAGCAAGUACUCACAACUUGCUGCUUCCUCUAACCUUUUAUCGAAGUUUCUUCCUUUUAAUAAUAAAAUCAAAGAAACUGUUGAUUCCUGCUUAUGAAGCGUCACCUGGUUAAUGUGAAACUCAUGUAAGUUAGUAAAGAAUAGUUUACUAAUUGA